AUGACUCGGUAUGACCUGGCGGUCGUAUUGGCUCAUUAUCUGUGGCAUUGGUACUACACCUCUAUUGAAAUGAAACCAUGGUCAGAAAUGGAACACGAACUAAAGUUUUUCUUGCCUGUGAACCCUGCAUACUGUAUAAUCCUCAUUGGGAAAACAGUGAGUGCAAGCUCGGCGAAAAUCAUCUCAAGGCAGAACACAUCUGGUUUCAUGCUCUACGUCCCAUGUCGUGAGACUCGGCUCAUUGGUCUAUCCAACUGUAUGUUGACAGAGACAUGUUUCCUACAUCCAUAUCAUAGACUAGAAGUUCGAUAG
Messenger RNA from Somion occarium, 312 nucleotides. The record is from the annotation of a GenBank genome assembly. NCBI's taxonomy places the organism in Eukaryota, Fungi, Basidiomycota, Agaricomycetes, Polyporales, Cerrenaceae.